UUUCGUGAACGCGCUUGUGUGGUUUUUUUCUCGAACAUGGAGGCGAUUGUGUCAGAUCUUGUGGCACCAGAAGAUCUAAAGAGGUUUGAGAAGAAGUACAACGAUGAGCUUGUGAAAGGACCCGUUUCCAAAGAAACGACCUUUGAAUACGCCUGGUGUUUGAUCAGAAGCAAGCACACAAAUGACAUCGUAAAAGGCAUUCAUCUAUUAGAAGAACUGGUUCAUAAAAGCAAGAAAGAUGAUCAGAGAGAUUUCCUCUUCUAUCUUGCUGUUGCGAACUACAGACUUAAGGAGUAUGAGAGAGCACUGAAGUACAUUCGUACACUUCUGAAGAAUGAACCGGAAAAUAAACAGGCCCUGGAACUGGAGAAACUCAUCAACAAUGCGCUAAGAAAAGAUGGGUUAGUUGGCAUGGCGAUCGUCGGCGGUAUUGGUUUAGGUGUGGCCGGAUUGGCUGGUCUUAUUGGUUUGGCCGUGGCCAAAGGUGCAAGGUCCUAAUAUGGAGAUCCUGAUGAGGGUACUUUGUGGCCUGUGCCUUUUUAUUUUAUAUUUUGCUGCCAAGAUUUUCAUAAUGAGCUAUCAUAUUUGACCACAUUUCUUUUGCUUUAUGAUUCUCCAGCUCUUUCUGAUAUGUAAAGAGAUGUGGGGUUGUAAUAAAGUUAAAAAUUGUAUGUCUUUACUUUAAAACUUCAACUACAGAGGUUUGCCAAGGAUUUGCAGUACAGAAUAAGAUGUAUUGUAUGCACUUUUUUGGGUUUUCUCUUUUUUUAAUUAAAUAUAUAAAUGUACUUACACUAUAGAUGAUUAAUAUGGAACACUUUUGAUAAACUACAUUAAAACCUCACAUCUGUUAAUAAAUUAAAAUGUGUGCUUACUGAACUUGUAAGGUGUGUUUACAUGCGUUGCACAUUUGAUUUGGAAGUGUCAUGCAUGACCUGCCUUGUAAUGCAUUUUCUUACAAGUCAUCAUUGUCAGCACCGUGUUAAUUACACACUGGUUAACAUGUGCUGUCAAGUGUUUCAUCUUCCCUUCCUUGAGUGUUUCCUGUGUGACUUUUUGUAAUAAUAUACUGAAACAUCUGCAAAGAAAAAGCACAAAGUGUUUUCUUUGUCCUCCACACAUUGUUAAGAUGAACAAGAAACUGGAGUCAAGUCAAUAAAUUCAACAAAACAAGGUA
Carassius carassius (crucian carp) is the source of this 1177-nucleotide messenger RNA. Its product is annotated as mitochondrial fission 1 protein-like. Gene Ontology annotation, biological process: mitochondrial fission; mitochondrial fragmentation involved in apoptotic process; autophagy of mitochondrion. The coding region runs from base 37 to 498 and encodes 153 amino acids. The record is from RefSeq and is a predicted model, not a curated record. The transcript has 5 exons. Lineage: Eukaryota; Metazoa; Chordata; Actinopteri; Cypriniformes; Cyprinidae. Gene Ontology annotation, molecular function: protein binding. Gene Ontology annotation, cellular component: mitochondrial outer membrane; peroxisomal membrane.